AUGUUGGCCAUUACGCAGAAGUCUGCACUUCUUCCGAAAGACUGUGCUACAACUGCAAGCAACCUGGUCACGAAUCAAACCAGUGCCCUAUGCCACGCACAACAGAGAGCCAUGUUCAAGCUGAUUGCCCUACUCUGCGCAUCAGCGGCGGUCCAGCAGGCGGCCGCUGCUAUUCAUGCGGCCAAAUUGGUCAUUUGGCACGCAACUGCCCUACCCCAUCCGGCGGACCGCCGACUCGAGGCGGCCGUGGUGGCUAUGGGUCAUAUAUCUCGCGAAUGCACUGCUCCCAACGGCGGCCCUCUGAACGCCGCCGGAAAGACCUGCUACAAGUGUGGACAACCAGGUCAUAUUAGCAAAGACUGCACCACCACAGAAGUCAAUGGUUCGGCAGUCGUUGUGACGAAUGGGACGCCUGCUGAUGGUGCUGCAGCUGCUCCUGCGGCAGAUACUACGGACAUUCCUGCUUCUGCUGCCCCAGCUGCGGCAGUAGCAUAA
Molecule: messenger RNA, 495 nt
Organism: Rhinocladiella mackenziei CBS 650.93
Lineage: Eukaryota; Fungi; Ascomycota; Eurotiomycetes; Chaetothyriales; Herpotrichiellaceae
Exons: 3
Coding region: 1-495 (164 amino acids)
Molecular function (GO): zinc ion binding; nucleic acid binding
Source: RefSeq, a predicted model, not a curated record